AGACGAAAGGGGGGAGCAAAGAAGAAAGUACUUCCUGGUUUGAAGAGAACUUUCGAGCAAUCUCGGUUCAGACAGUUGUCCUUGCUACAGUACACGCACAACAAGAAGUUUCUCUGCUGGUCAUUGUGUUGGUUGCUGACUUACCCACUCUUUGAAAUAAUGGAUGAGCCCAUGAACACAAUGUCAGACGGCUCUUCCAUUGGGGAGGCUGUGUCGGGUAGAGGAGGAGGAGGAGGAGAUGAAAGCAGAGAGAGUGUUUCUGAUGAGGAGCAUAUUUACUACAUCCCUGAGAGAAGACCAUCUCUAGAUCUGGGAACAAGUCCGAUGGAUACCGGGAAUUGGUGUUUUGUGGAGCAAGCUUUGUCUCCAGUUCAGAGCUACGGGACAAUGACUAGUGAGGAGGAUUCAGCUAAAGGGGAAUUUGAGGAUGGAUCCCCAACAGGGAUCCACCUGGAGAGAACAGAUUCAUUCUCCAGCUGCUAUUCUGUUGACAGUGAUAACUGUGAAAAGAAAACUCUCAAGGUUAAAAGCAAAGACGAUGUUUCUCAGCCUUCUGACAAUCCAGAGUUAGUGCAAGAGCCAGAGGAACCUUUGCAUCCAUCUUAUACAGUGGCAUUUGUUUUCAGGGCUAUAUGUGGUGUUCUGAAGAAGCUGCCAGUGAGUGAACUAGAGACUUUCAAGUGGAUGCUGUGGAAUCGUUACCCAGAGUCAUUCAAGACUUCUCCCCGAGGCAUGGAUAUGGUGGACAUCGUGGACCGGCUGCUCGAGUGUUACAGCCUUGCAACAUCUUUGAAGAUUACCAAAAACCUUCUUACCCAGUUGGACCAAAAAAGUGUGAUUGAGUCUCUCGAGACUGCGUGCAUCACAAAUGAAGUAUGUCAUGAUUUACGUGAGCAUCUGAAGAAGAAAUAUGGAGAAGAAGAUCAGGAUUUGACAAAGCCCUUUCAUGAUCUCUAUACUAAUCUCUACAUAUCGUCAAUUCCAAAUAAUGGCCCAAAUAUUGAACAUGAGUUCAUGACCAUAAAAAAGCUGAACACCAUCUCAAAAAAGUGGAAGCAGAUUUCUAUUAGAAAUAUUUUUGACCCUCUGGAAGAAGAUGAGCCACCCUCAAAUUUGGUAUUUCUCACUGGAAUGCCAGGGUCAGGGAAGUCUAUGGCUUUCAGAAAGUUCAUCUUUGAUUGGAUUGAGGAGCAGUCAUCUAUGUCCAUCUUGUUUCCUCUGACCAUCAGAGAGCUCAAACAGUUUGAGGACUCAGAAGUCUCCUUUAUGGAAAUGAUUCAAACAAUUUACCCAGAAACAGUUCGAUUGAAACUGAAAGAUUAUGGCUGGGAUAAUGACUACAAGAUUGUUUUUGUCAUUGAUGGUCUAGAUGAACUCAGUAAAAACACCGAGUUUGGUAAGCUAGAGAUUCAUUCUGAUCCCUUUAAAGCCACCAGCCUGAAAGUCAACUUGGCCAACCUCUUUGGAGGUAGGCUGUUCUUUCGUGGCUACUGCUUGGUCAUUUGUAGGCCACAUGUAAAGUCCUGGCUCGCUUGGGAUAUGCACUAUGACGAGCGAGAAGUGCGUGGUUUCUGUGAGCCUGAAAAGGACGAAUAUUUAAAGAAAAGGUUUGAAGACCCAGAUCAAGCAAAUAAAGUUAUCGAGUAUGUCAAGUCCUUCAAAACCCUCCACAUCAUGUGCCACCUGCCCUUGUUCUGCUCAUUAGUGGCUGACGAGUGCCAGCAAAUUUUUGUGGAGAAAGAGACACAAGCAGAGCUGCCUAGAAGCAUCACCUACAUGUACACAAAGCUGCUGCUGGCACUCAUUCGUCAGAGUAAAUUUAGAGCUCCAUUUUGUGAGCCAGGUAAAGAAGGCGAGUUUCUCAUAAAACUGGGAAAGUUAGCCCUUAGCAUGCUGGAACAAGACGAGUUCAUAAUUAACAAGAGCGACUGGAUUGAGUGCGGGAUGAGCCCAGGCGAUGAACACAACAACAGCGGCCUGAUCACACAAUUCACUGUGACAGUUCACGUCUUGUACAGCGAGAAAGUGCGAUGCUUUAUCCACCCCACCAUGCAAGAGUACCUGGCUGCUCUUUAUGCAUAUCUGUCCUUUAGAAACCAGGGGAAGAACAUUUUUGAGCAACAACUGAAAAACAUGUUCAAAGGGAUCUUCAAAGGACCCCAAAUCCUGGAGUUGUAUAAGUGUGCUGUGGAAAGGAGCCUGCAGUUUCAGAAUGGCAAACUGGACAUGUUCCUGUGUUUCCUAUUUGGAAUGGCACACAAAACCAACCAAGAACUUCUCCACCCUUUCUGCAGCUCUUCUUCAAAGAUUGCAGACUUCACUGAAAGUGCUGCUACUGUCAUCAGAAAGAAGAUGAGAGACAAUCCUGACAGGAAUAGCAACCUGCAGCGGUGCCUGAAGGAGUUGGGUGUGUGAGCUACACACUCAGCAGCUCUCUUUAACACUGACCACUGUACAAAAUGACUGAUGCAAAAUAACAGGCAAAAGCUCCUACUGACAAUUCUGUGAUUCAAUGUGUGGAUUGUUUCCACACUAGAGUAAGAUGCAAUCUCUGUUCUGUCAUAAAAAAUAUUCUCCUUUCAUGCACUUAAGCCAUCACCAUUCGAGUACAUGUUUACAUGUCCGGUUGAGUUUAGCUGCAUUUAGUUAGACUUAGCCACUCUCCUUUGUUCUUGUGUACAUGCACGGGAGAGAAAUCAAGUUUUUAACCAAAGUAUGUUAGAUGAUGUGUACUGUGUGAGCAAACUUUAGUGGCAUGCUGCCUCGUCUAACUUUCUGGGAGGAGCAACAUCACACGUGUAACUAUAACCUAAUUCACUGCACAGACCUUAUCAUGAAGUUACUCGAUUGUUGUGAAUGUCAGAUAAUGAAGCAGUUAUUUAUUUUUUAUUUUAUUAAAGCAAAUCUACAGUCUGGAAAUGCUGUGACUGCAAGCUGACACGGAGUGAUACCUGGAGUGAUAUUGGGCUAUUUCACUAACCAUUUGUAAGGCAUUUAUGCAUUGUCUGACAAAAGAACCCAACUAUAUAAUUUAAUCCCUAACCCUAUUAUCUGGGCUAGGGUUGCACAUUAUUUGGAAUAUAUGCAAAAUUCUGUAUCAUUGUUAAAUGAUUUUGUGAUGAUAAUAUGACUAACUAUGUAAACAAGUAUUUAAAUAUAUGGUGCUAAGCUUGGGUGUAUUAAUGAGGACUGCAAGCCGCUUCUCCUCUGUAAAUGGUUGCUAGUUGGAAAACAGAAAAAAAUGGACUGCAACCUUCGUUAAUAUGCCUCCAUUUGUCAUGUUUCAAGUUAAAAUGUCUGUAGCAUUGCAACUGUCUUCACAACACUAUUAUAUCACAUGUUAUUGCAAAAAGGAUUAUUUUUAAUUUUUUUUGUUAGUUUGUUUGUUUUAGAUAUAUUGUGUAGCCCAAAUCAGGAUUUUUUAGUCCAGUUUUUAGAAGUUUUGUAUGAUUUUGGCCAGACUAACUCCAUUGGGAAACAUUUGCUAUGGUCUUAACUGAGACAGUAAUUUGUUUUGGUUCUAGUGUCAUGUUACCGUGCUUGCUUUGGCCCGGUUCACGUCUUACAUGAACAUGCUUUUUUUUUUUUUUCUUUUUUUGCAUAAAGUUUUGUUCCACUGCUCAGUGUAUUAAUAAACAUGCCCUUUACUUCCAUGUAAUAGGA
This is a messenger RNA of Melanotaenia boesemani (Boeseman's rainbowfish), 3663 nucleotides long. RefSeq names its product NLR family, CARD domain containing 3-like 1 (gene nlrc3l1). The coding region runs from base 160 to 2415 and encodes 751 amino acids. The record is from RefSeq and is a predicted model, not a curated record. The transcript is spliced from 7 exons. Lineage: Eukaryota; Metazoa; Chordata; Actinopteri; Atheriniformes; Melanotaeniidae.